Setaria italica (foxtail millet) is the source of this 687-nucleotide messenger RNA. RefSeq names its product ribulose bisphosphate carboxylase small chain, chloroplastic. The transcript is spliced from 3 exons. The record is from RefSeq and is a predicted model, not a curated record. Lineage: Eukaryota; Viridiplantae; Streptophyta; Magnoliopsida; Poales; Poaceae. The coding region runs from base 1 to 687 and encodes 228 amino acids.
AUGGCCGUGACACCUCUCUUGUUUAAAGCUACCACAUCAGCGUCCCCGUUUCCAGCUUCGGUUGCCGCCGCCGCUCUCCCAUUACCUCCGGUCUCGUUGCUCAAUCAGCCUCCACCGUUGCUCAAGAACAUGCUCAUCAACACGGCCGAGGCCAGCUAUCUCGCCGGCGCCGGCGCCAUUUGCCUGCGUCCGGAACCGCCGGCGAGGCUCGCGCAGCGGAGGCUGCCGCCUGCAGGCUCAUCUUCCACGGCGAGGGCUGCGUCCAAUGGCCUCAGAACGCACUGCAUGAAGACCUGGAACCCGUUCACCAACAGGAGGUACGAGGCGCUGUCGUACCUGCCGCCGCUGACGGCGGAGUCCGUCGCCAAGGAGGUGGACUUCAUCCUGGCCAAAGGGUGGGUCCCCUGCCUCGAGUUCGACAAGGCCGGGGAGAUCCACCGGAGCAACAGCCGGAUGCCGGGGUACUACGACGGCCGGUACUGGACGCUGUGGAAGCUGCCCAUGUUCGGGUGCGCCGGCGCGGCGGAGGUGCGCCGGGAGCUGGACGAGUGCCGGCGAGAGUACCCGGACGCCUACAUCCGCCUCAUCGCCUUCGACAGCUCGCGACAGUGCCAGUGCAUGUCCUUCGUCGUCCACAAACCCGCCCAUGCUCCUCCGGCGGCGGCGUCACCGGCGGCUUCAAACUGA